AUGGUUAAUCACUUUGCCAUUCCAAAAAUUUCACUUCAAGAUCUAAAGCAAUUUCUGAUGGAUUCCACUUGCACAUAUACUACAACCUUUUCGAAACUUCGCUCACUCAUACUGAAAUAUCGAAAGGAAAUACCAAUUUUAUUUAUUAAUUCAAUUUUUAAGGACAAUUUUCAACUUCAAGACAUUAUUGAAGCUGCAGAUUUUAUCACUUUGGAUUGUUUACACAAUGAAGCUAAGUGUGUUAAUGAACAUACAAUUACAGAGCUAGAGAGUUUCCUAAGUGAUCUCAUAUCCUUUCAUAACGAAGCUUGCAUGAAUAGCAAUUCCAACAAGAGUAAUUAUUUCCAAACAUUAUUUUCAAUCAUUUCAGAAAAAUAUAACAUUGAUAUUGAGGAUCUGCUCAACUCAAUUUCAAAUCUCGUGGUUGAAAUUGAAAAGGUACAAAAAAAAGCACAGCGAGACGAUCAACCUUCAAUCAAAACGAACCAGUUAAAAGCUCCGGUUGAUGCCCUCGCCAAAGUACGAUCAAGCUUAGCACGUGCAGAACAACAUUUAAAACGAACAAGAGACGACUUUGAGAAUGAACGCAAUUUGUUUGUAGAGAAUUUUGUGAGAACCGACUCUCCACAAUUAUCGAUUCCAGUGAAUUAUAAUAAGGACUCAUCCACUAGCACUAAUCAUUGUGACACACAAUUCCUGACUCGGAAAGAAAACGAUGAUGCCCCUCAAUUUUUUCUUUAUCCUUUCAUAGGAGACGUGAUGCGACUCAAUCGAAAACAGUUUCCAGCUCUGUUCGAGCAUGAAAAGGAACAAGAAAAUAUAAUUAAGCAAGAAAUUACAGAAGUUCCCUCUCAAGAUUUUUUCAAGCCUUUUGGAAAAUAG
Molecule: messenger RNA, 882 nt
Organism: Naegleria fowleri
Lineage: Eukaryota; Heterolobosea; Eutetramitea; Acrasida; Naegleriidae
Exons: 1
Coding region: 1-882 (293 amino acids)
Source: RefSeq, a predicted model, not a curated record